AUGUUAGUAAAAUUAGACAAAAGAUUCCCAAUUACUGAUAAAAUUGUAGUUGCGGCACUGUUGGAUCCUUGGUUCAUAAAUUUAAGUCGGAUUGAUUCGUACCUCGAACAAAAGAAUAUUACUCGUGCCGCAUUUCUAGCAGAUUACAUAAAAAGACAGGUCAAUAUUUCAGGUGAAUCCACGACGAUGGCCACAUUAGCUCCUGCUGUUAUUGCUAGUUCUUCCAAUGAAUCUGUUUUGUCAAAGUUUUCGAAAAAACACAGCUGCAAUGGCACCUCCUCUAUUUUAACUUAUACUGAGUAUAAUGAAGCCGAUCAAGAAUGCUGGAGGUACUUGGCAGCUGCUAAUGCUUGUGAAGUUAAAGACGACAUUUUAAAUUAUUAG
Molecule: messenger RNA, 384 nt
Organism: Parnassius apollo (apollo)
Lineage: Eukaryota; Metazoa; Arthropoda; Insecta; Lepidoptera; Papilionidae
Source: the annotation of a GenBank genome assembly